Daphnia pulicaria is the source of this 1842-nucleotide messenger RNA. Its product is annotated as glutamate receptor 2.7-like. Gene Ontology annotation, molecular function: ligand-gated monoatomic ion channel activity. Gene Ontology annotation, cellular component: membrane. The transcript is spliced from 11 exons. The record is from RefSeq and is a predicted model, not a curated record. NCBI's taxonomy places the organism in Eukaryota, Metazoa, Arthropoda, Branchiopoda, Diplostraca, Daphniidae. The coding region runs from base 1 to 1842 and encodes 613 amino acids.
AUGGCCAAAACUUCACAUUUAAUUUACAUUUUAGUCGUCGGUUCUAUAUUCUGGACAAUUGGUUACUCGUCGUCGUUGCAAGCGACAUCGAAUACCCUCAACGGCCAACAUCUUCAUGUUAUCUGGCCGCUCUGGAGUGGAAACCCUAAAGGGAUGCCGGGGCCGCUCAAGGGUGGAGUCAUUCUCGAUUACUUCGCGAUCCGUUUUAAUUUCACAUACGAGAUGGUCAGAGUUACGGAAAUUGUGUUUGAGCCACCGGUAAACGGGCGGGGACUUUUCAGUUAUUUGUUUGAUCAGCAAUGCGACUUGUUACUUCACGAUGUGGUCCAAACGGACAAGAGAUUUAAAAUAGUCGACAUGACUGUGCCUUGGGUUUAUAGCAGCAUCGCUCUGCUUAUGCCCGUUCAGGAUGACUCGGCUAACGUCAACGCUGUCAUCAAACCAUUCCAAUGGCCGGUGUGGUUGGGAAUUGUCGUUUCGAUGGUUUGCGUCAUAUUAGCCCUGAUUGUUCUGCAAAGGAAUAUGGCACACCACCCAUCAGAACAAUCAAGAAAUCCAAAAGACGAUGAAAAAGAUGAAACCGGUGGUCCUACUGCAACUGUACACCCCGGAACACAAUACAUCUACGUGUUUGCCAGUUUGCUUUCGCAAGGUGGCCAUGGCACAUCGAACCGCCUAUCGUAUCGCCUCGUCGCUGGCGUUUGGUGUUUAGCCGCUUUUGUUUUCGUUCAAGCCUACACAUCGACUCUCUUCACUUACGUAGUGACUCCAGUCAACCCUCCGCUAGCCAAAUCCGUUUACGACUUGGCCGACAAAGAGGAUGUUAACGUCCUGGUCCGGAAGGAAGGAAUCAUAGAUAUUUUGGUUUCGAAGAAAAACAAAUCAGACUUGCUGUACUCAAUUUUAUGGGACAAAAUCAACUCUUUCUCGCAAUCCCGAUGCAGCCUGAUGUCCGACUGCAUGAGUCUGUUAAAACCAGGAUCGAAAAAUAUUUUGGUGGACGCAUCGGCUUACCUAAGGGACGCGAUCAGACAAGACUUCAAAAAGACGGGGAAAUGCAACUUGCAACUGGCGAGAGAUGGCUUCUCAAAUGCAAUUAUUUCAUUUGCUCUACAGAAAAACAGCAAAUACACCAAGACUGUUGAUCAAGGGAUGUUGGAGCUCAUGCAAACUGGCAUUAUCGACUACUGGGACUUGUGGUUCCGCCCGAUGCCACUUCAAUGUCUGGACAACAUCAAAAGCGUUUACAAACCACAAAACAGCAAAACCCUGAAGAUGAAAAAUCGUCCGCCUGCUCUGACCCUCAAGAACUUGACCGGGGCUUUUAUUGUCCUUGCGCUUGGAUUCAGUCUAUCCUUUUUGGCUUUCCUUUGCGAGCAGAUUAUUUCCAUUCUUACCCGCCGCAGUCGUCAAUUGCAAAAAUCCCGGAGUAAUACAGCAAAUUCGCGAUUGGAAAAAGCCCGGAGUAAUACUGGAAGGUCUGGCGAAAUGAAUCAAGAGCUAGCGGUCAAUGUUGAGGUUGAACUUAACACUCUCUCGAAUGAAAUUAACACACAAGAAGAACCCGCAAAUGACGUUGAGAUCGGGUCUGUAAAUUUAUGUGUCGAAAUGAUUAAAAACCAAUCCACGGACAAUGAAAUUAAUACGCAAGAGGAACCCGCAAUUGACAUUGAGAUCGGCCACUAUGGAGUGGAAACCCUGAAGGACUCGCUGGGCCGCGUCACAAGGAUUUCAUGGCACAUCAAAUCGCCUACCGUAUCGCCUUGUCGCUGGCGCGUUUGGGGUCUAGCCGCUUUCGUUUUCGUUCAAGCCUACACAUCGACGCUCAUCACUUACGCGUAA